AUGAAGAAAACUACCUGGAGUAGAAAGAACUUUCUGCUUGUAGCAGGACUGUCACUUAUAGGUGUCCAUUUAGGAAGCAUGGUUGUAAACUUUGUUGCAAAAAAGUCUGCUCAAUCUCAUUCAGAAGCUAAAAGAGAUGGUCAGGAAUGAAAUAGCUUCCUGCUGUCACUAUCAGUUUUGCAACAUGAUUUAAGCCUCGUUUUAAGAGAGCUGUGAUGAGUAGUUUCAGGAAUGUUAUACACACUGUUUUGCAGUGAAAAUAAUAAUCCUUACCUGCGAAGAAUUAAAAUGUACUGCUCUUAAAAUUUCAAAGUGCAAUGAAUUGUAGUUCCAAGUAAAAAUGAAAUGUUUUCCCAGAAUUAAAAUCUUGCCUUCAAAAUGU
Messenger RNA from Poecile atricapillus (Black-capped chickadee), 382 nucleotides. RefSeq lists its product as uncharacterized. The coding region runs from base 1 to 150 and encodes 49 amino acids. The record is from RefSeq and is a predicted model, not a curated record. Lineage: Eukaryota; Metazoa; Chordata; Aves; Passeriformes; Paridae. The transcript has a single exon.